GUCCUGAGGAAGGACCCAUAUGGCAAAGCUGUGGACCUGUGGGCAUGCGGUAAGCAGGACGACUUUCAGAUAUCCACCUCUUUCCUUGUUUGUUUUUGUCUACGUCUGAGUUGCUACUCCCUACAGAAAAGACUUCACACCUGGUGUGAUGAGUUUCCUCAUUUAUACAUCUCAAGCUUUAUGUUAUCUCAGUUGGCCAGACUGGGGAUUGCUUCAUAUUCUAACCUACUAAACCUAUGAUUUAGUGCACCAGUUUAUUUAUGGGGGUCUGUCGGUUUCAUCCCAAGGUUCAGAGAUAUGCUCUCUGUCAGAGCAGAGGAGAGAAGGCAGCAGUGCGUUGAUCUGAUCUGAGCUCUCUCUCCACUCUUUGGGUUCCAAAAGGGUACUUUUUAGUUCCAGGUAGAACUCUUUUGGGUUACAUGUAGAACCCUCUGUGGGAAGGGUGCUACAUGGAACCCAAAAAGGUUCUACCUAGAACCAAAGGGUUCUCCCUGGAACAGCCAAAGAACCCUUUUUGGUUCUAGAUAGCACCUUUUUUUCCUAAGAGUGUAUGUCUAUGUACAUACUGUACCACAGGCCUCUGUGUCAACAAGGUGGCAGAAUUCACGCUCCAAUUGGCCAUCCUUUGGUCUAUUUAGAUAGACGAUCUAAAUUAUUCCCGAUGUGUGGACAACUUUUACCUUGAAUGUAUAUAUCAAUAUCAAAUAAAUCAUAUAUAAACAUUGACAAUAUGUAGUGGUACUGGGACUUUUCACAUUGAGCUGAGCAGCUAAACUUGUCACAUGCUUUGUAAAAAACAGGUGUAGACCACAGGAGGUUGGUGGCCCAUUAAUUGGGGAGAACAUGCUCGUGGUAAUGACUGGAGCGGAAUCACUGGAAUGGUAUCAAACACAUCAAAAACAUGGUUUCCAGGUGUUUGAUGCCAUUCCAUUUGCACCGUUCCAGCCAUUAUUAUGAGAUGUUUUCCCUUCAGCAGCCUCCUGUGGUGGAGACUAACAGUGAAAUGCUUACUUACAGGCACUUCCCAACAAUGCAGAGAGAAAAAUAUAGAAAAAAGAGACAAUGAGUAACACUAACUAUAUACACGAGGUACCAGUACCGAGUCAAUGUGCUGGGGUACGAGGUAAUUGAGCUAGCUAUGUACUGUACAUAUAGCAGUGGCGGUCAGUGACGUUUAAGAUGAGGGAGGAUGUUUUUUUUUGUGACACAUGGGCUGACGGUGACAUUCAAUACCGCCUUGCACACUCUUGCCUGCAUCUAGCUGAUAUAGGGUGUAAUCAUUAGUCCAACAGUUGCAAACGAGAGUUUAUAGUGGACACAUUUCCAAUGGUCCUCCCCUUCCUCCCCUGAGGAGCCUCCACUGACAUAUAAGUAGGGGUAAAAUGACUAGGCUACAGGAUAAAUAAUAAACAUUAGCAGCAAUGUAUGUGAUGAGUCAAAGUAGUUAGUGCAAAGAGGGUCAAUGCAGAUAGUUUGGGUAGCUAUUUGGUUAACUAUUUAGUAGUCUUAUGGCUUGGGGUAGAAGCUGUUCAGGGUCCUGUUGGUUCCAGACUUGGUACACUGGUACCGCUUGCCAUGCGGUAGCAUAGAGAACAGUUUGUGACUUGGGUGGCUGGAGUCUUUUUUAGGGCCUUCAUCUGACACCGCCAGAUAUAGAGGUCCUGGAUGGCAGGGAGCUCGGCCUAAGUGAUGUGCUGGGCCGAAUGAACUACCCUCUUUAGCGCCUUGCGGUUGGAUGCCAAGCAGUUGCCAUACCAAGCGGUGAUGCAGCCAGUCAAGAUGCUCUCAAUGGUGCAGCUGUAUAACUUUUUGAAGAUCUUUUCAUACCAAAUCUUUUCAGCUUCCUGAGAGGGAAGAGGCAUUGUCGUGCCUUCUUCGCGACUGUGUGGGUGUGUGUGGACCAUGUUAAUUCCUUAGUGAUGUGGACACAGAGGAACUGGAAGCUCUUGACCCGCUCCACUACAUCCCUGUAGAUGUGGAUGGGGGCGUGCUCGGCCCUCCGUUACCUGUAGUCCACGAUCAGCUCCUUUGUCUUGCUGACGUUGAGGGAGAGGUUGUUGUCCGGCAUAAUCUAGAAUGAGCAGUUUAACCAUGUGGUUUGAUAAAAAAUGUAAAUCAAUUAUCACUCUGUGCACAUUGGUCUUCUGAAGCAGGAGAAGGCUCAUCGCUAUGCACAGCUAUAUUUCCCUGCCUUUUGAUACGGGCCUUGGGCUGCUGUUCACCUUGAGAUGCACGUGGGCUUCAUGGCCAAUGGGUCUGUGACCUUCGCUGGCUUCGGAGGAGUGAGAGGAAGCCACACGAGACAUAAGGUUGAUGGCUGAGGGGGGCUACAUUAUGGGAAGGGGGAGAUGAAAUGGGUAGGGGUUCAUUCUCAGACUUUUAAUGUCCUGACAUGGAACUGGAUCCGUAUGUGCACCCCGCUGUGUGUAUGGUUAACCCAUCUGAGAUACCGAGGGCAAGGGAGUUGGCAGUGAGGGGUGUCAAGUCAGUGAGGGGAAGACAUACAGUCAAGUCAAAAAAUUAUUGGCACCCUUGAUAAAGAGGAGCAAAAAAAAUGUUAUAAUAAUAAUAAUAAUAAUAAUAAUAAUAAUAAUAAUAAUAAUAAUAACAAUAAUAAUAAUAAAUUAAUACAUUAAUAAAUAAAUAAUACAAAUACUAACUAUAUUGAAUGCAAAAAAAAAUGGGGAAAUUAUAUUAUUUUAUACUAAUAGAAUUGCUCAGAGAUAUUAAUGUAACCACAUACACACACACACACAUACUGUACAUGCAUACAUAUGUGAGGGAUCAAGGUUCAGAAGUAUCGAUUUCUGCAGAACCUUUUAUUUUCACCAAAGAUAGAGAGAUGUAUGUGAUAUAUGCUAGUUCAUUCUUGAGUAACUAGAGUGAUGAACAGUCUCCUAUUGUAUAGUGAUGUAUGAUGUCUGUGCCAGGUGUGAUCCUGUAUAUCUUGCUGGUGGGCUACCCUCCAUUCUGGGAUGAGGACCAACACAGACUGUACCAGCAGAUCAAGGCUGGGGCCUACGAUGUGAGUCACAUCCCUCCUAGCUCCUGUUCUUAACAAUACGAUACCCCUCCAUUACUCUACUGCUCACGGCUGCUGGGGAACAGUUGAAAUGCAGUGUCUCUCCAGGAUUGUGUAACGCACCAGUUUCCAAGGAGAUUAAUCAUCUUAAAUUCAGUGCCUGGUAUAAUGGUGGCUUUCUGCUGGUAGGAAAAAAAGAUCUGCAUGUUUUUUCUUCUUCAAUUACAGUCAUAGUAUCCCAUGGCACCCUUUCUUAUUCCUCUGCUCUGCCUACAGACUUUGGAAAAUCGUUUGGAAAAUGGAUUUUCGCUCAUUCGAAUAUAAUCACCAGCGUUAAUUCCCAUGAUUUACGUAUAUGUAAAGGCCAUCAGCUCUGUGCUAUGUCUCCUCUUAUAUAUAUACUGUAGUUCCCCUCGCCGGAGUGGGACACUGUUACACCAGAGGCCAAGGAUCUCAUUAACAAGAUGUUGACCAUCAACCCUGCCAAGCGCAUCACAGCCUCUGAGGUCCUCAAGCACCCGUGGAUCUCAGUGAGUACAGAGCAUGCACAUCCGUACAUUCUCACAAUGAUCACAAUGUGCAGUAAGAUUCGGCCCUGUGUCUAACCAGACUUUUGUUUCUCGAUUUCUCUCUGUCUACAGCACCGCUCCACUGUGGCCUCCUGCAUGCACAGACAGGAGACGGUGGAAUGCCUUAAAAAGUUCAACGCCAGAAGGAAGCUGAAGGUAUAGUAGAGCUUUGGGAGCAAAAUGAAGUGUAGAUAUGAUACUGGAACAUGACAUGGUAAUCUCUGUAUUGUCCAGAGUAGGGAAAAAAUAUCAGACAUACUAUGCCACUAGUGAUGGGGGUUUCAGUCCAAUAGGACGGUUUGAAUGAGGACGGAAAUGUUAUCAAGGCAAAAUGGCCUUCGUGGCGCGAUCUAUUGAGGCAAAAUGGCUUUCAUUAAACGAGUCAAGAUGAGAGGACGUCUCUUUGUUUCAUUUGUUUCACAUGGAAACUGUCUAAUGCAUUUGGUUUUGUCAGUACAGUUUUUGUGUUUGCCCUUUUACACAACCCCUUUUAGGCAGAUCCAUUUAAUUGUAAUACAUUCAGCUUCCACUUAGAAAAUCUGAACAACCUACACCUUAAAACUACUGAAUUGUGAUAUCAUUCAUGCAGUAAUACCCACUGCUUUUUGAAUAGAGUUUGCCAAUGCACAUUUUAUUUGGUGCUGUUAAGACAUAGCAACUGUUGAAGUACUCUAGGUCAUUACCUUGACAGUAAGCAGCAAUCCAAGCUGUUGAUAUUACAUGUAAGCAACCUACUCAAGAUGUUAACAAUAUAUUCUCGCCAAGCUUGGUUGGCAACAAGAACACUGUGGCAUUAUAAACUGUAAUUUUUUAGGAAUCCUUUUGUUUUUUCAUCUUAUGUAACGAUCCAUCUCUCUUUGUUUAAAGGGUGCCAUUCUCACCACCAUGUUGGCGACCCGGAACUUCUCUGGUAAGUCAUGUAGAGGUGCCUUGUCAGAACGUUCCUCCUCUCCAUUCCUGAGUGAGAGUGGGCUUAAUAAUAAUAAUAUGCCAUUUAGCGGACGCUUUCAUCCAAAGCAACAUACAGUCAUGCAUGCUUCCUUUUUAUUUUACGUACGGGUGGUCCUGGGAAUCAAACCCACUACCCUGGCAUUGCAAGUGCCAUGCUCUACCAACUGAGCUACAGACUAGAGGACAGCUUAACGGUGUCCCUAGGGAGGUCACUAUCCUAGGGGAGUGACAUGGUCUCAGAUGGCUGCUCCUAGACUGGGGGGCUCCAAGCCCAUAGAGCAGGGAGGAGAUGAUGACAGCUUGUGGAACUCACUGGUCAUGCAUCAGGACACUUCCCCAUGCCAAUUGACACUCCCCUGUCAGACACUUAGGUCCGGAUAUACCAACACAUUCCCUGUCACAUUCAUUGGAAUGAUGUCUGUGAUUUCUGUUCAAAACGGACACAUUGUAGGACAUUUAAUUUUCUCCAGAGACUAAAAUCAUUCAAGGACAGUUUGUGUUAAGUCUGUAAAGCAAUAGCUUAAUGAUAAUAGGGAGGCUAGAAGAGGCUGUCCAUCUGUUAACUAAAAGGCUAGUUGUUAUCACAAUGUAGAUUGUUGAUUGACAAAGGUGCAUGUGUUGUUGUCAUCACAACCCACUUACUGUGGCUGAGCCAUCUGCUUUUGGGUCCUCAGUCCCUCCAUGACUUCAAUCAGAUGGUUCUGUGCCAUGGAAUCCACCACUGAACUAGUGGAACAUAAUGUGACUAUUUACCAUCCCUAUGUUACUGUAAUCUGCAAUAUUUUGUCAAAAUCCUCUAAUGAAGGAGUCACAGUUGAACAUUGUUUCGAAAUAACGUGGAUGGAGUUCCAUCUGGCAUGUAGCCUUACUGUAUGUGUCUUUGGCAGGCUCCCCUUACAACAUAAGGCCAUACAAUCCCAGGAUCAAUGUAGGCACCUUCACCGACGUAGAGAUGGAGGGAUCCCCUUCCAAUCUCACAGUUUACACAUCUCUACCAAUCUCCAUCCAGCAGAGUUUAUCUCCCCUCAUAGCUCCACAUAACCAUUCUUAUAUUAAAUACAUGGACCUGAAGGGGACAACAGGGGAAAGUAAUAGCAGUGAGGGGCCAUCUUUACAUGGGUCGCAUUCUCAUACCAGUCAGGAAUAGACCCCCACCCCAUAUCUCCCACCUGCCAGGAAAUUCUGUCUGAAAGCCAACCCCCACAGCACUGACCCUAGAUGCCUUGUGGACUUAAAACCAUCUCAGCACCUCUAAGCACUACCAUUCAUCUUUCCCUUUUUCCCAGUCUAUCUUUACCCUCCAGAUAGCUGUUGAGAACUACAGUCCACAGAUACUGCAUACGGCAAGAUUACAGCUUCAUGCCUAUUUACAAAGCCCCCGCUAUCCAGAUAUUGUGGCUGGAGCCAAAUCUCCCCUUUAAGCUUUUAAUAGCUUUUUUUCCGAGCCUAUUAACUUCUCCUAUUAUGCUUGGGGUGGGUCGGAAGUGCUGUAUAAACGCUGGUCCAAGGCCAGAUUUGCUUUUAAGAUGAUAAUUACUGCGAUUUGGAUUAGGGUACGGAAAGCGGAUCUCAGGCCAGUGCUUGGGGUUACCAGAGCCAUUCCACUGCAGACGGGAGCAGACCAGGGGGAAAUCCCAUCGGCAUACAGCCACACCCCCCAGCAGCAGGAGAGAGUGGGGUCACAGUGCCAGCGGGCUGCGAGGCUGGGGAUCAGGCUACGCCCCAGCUGACGAGAGGCUAUGCUCCACAUGGCCCAGGCCCACUCCAGGGCUAAAAUUAGUAGCCAUGUUGAUGAAAAUAAAGUGGGGGAAACACCCUGGCUCAGCUCUCAGGAAGAGGACAUAAAAUACAUGAUUCCAGCUCAGAGACGAGGAGGAGGAGGAGGGGAAGAGGAUAGGUAGAGGGAGCGGGUAACAAACUGGACCAGAGCACUAGGAACAACAGGACGUGGUGUCCUUUAUUGGUCACAGCCAAACUUUAGAGAGUGAGGGAGUGGGGCUGGAAUGUGCCCAUGCUAUCUCCCGAUCUCAAGUGCUCCUAUAUCAGGGAUCCCUCUCAGCCACCCGGCCAGGCUCUGUAGCAGAGCCCAGUCUGGAUCGCCAGAACCUCUGGUGUUACACAAUAGAGUAAACCGUUGGAUUAUUAUUAUUAUUUUAUUUUUUUUGUGCUUUAUUUCCCUAAAUACUCUUGUUUGACCAGUUGAAUGACCUGAGAGAAUCUUCAACAACCCGCUUGGUUUGGAUACUCCUAUUGACUCUUUGGCAAUAUGACUGUCUCAUCGAGUUUAUGAUCUGUGGAGAUCAGGAAGAGGGCUUGAUUUGAAGAAAAUAUCACAUUUUAUUUCCCAGGAGACAUAUGGAUCUGAUUUACUCCGUUUUCUUCUAACUCUUUGCAUUUGACUGAGAGUGUUGGCCAUGCCCUUCGCCCUCCUCUUCUGGGCUUUUGUGCCCUGUUUGAUCGCCCUGUCCCUGUUUCUCUUUGUGUCCCGCGCAGGAGGUAACAAGGCCAACAAGAAGACGGAUGGUGUGAAGGUAGGACUCCAGCUCCACAGGGUUCUCUUCUCACAGUGGAAUAAACCUGACCUGGAGGAGGACUUUUGGAGGCUAGCCUUUUAG
Molecule: messenger RNA, 7157 nt
Organism: Coregonus sp. 'balchen'
Lineage: Eukaryota; Metazoa; Chordata; Actinopteri; Salmoniformes; Salmonidae
Source: the annotation of a GenBank genome assembly